Adineta ricciae is the source of this 3120-nucleotide messenger RNA. The record is from the annotation of a GenBank genome assembly. Lineage: Eukaryota; Metazoa; Rotifera; Eurotatoria; Adinetida; Adinetidae.
AUGAGCAAACCAAUUCCACAACCUGAAAAAACAUUUAUAAUCGGUAAUUUGAAAGAAUUGGAUCCUGAUCACACUUUGAAUUCGUUUAUUCGGCUACAAAAGUUGUACGGUGAUAUCUAUCGAUUGAACAUAUUCGACAAAACACUUGUUGUCGUAUCUACUCAAGAGAUUAUCAAUUUCUUGUGCGACGAAACAAAAUUCGACAAGCACGUUGAUUUUGCUCUUCAAGAAUUAAGAAAUUCAGUCGGUGAUGGACUUUUCACUGCAUCGACAUCGGAACCUAAUUGGAAACUUGCACACAAAAUCUUGAUGCCUGCUUUCGGCCCACAAGCAAUUCGGGAUAUGUUUCCCGCAAUGAUGGACAUUUCUUCACAAUUGAUUCUUCGAUGGGAACGAUUUGCUGGUGAAGAAAUUGAUGUUUGUGAUAAUUUAACUCGCCUCACAUUGGAUACCAUUGCUUUGUGUGCUUUUAAUUACCGAUUCAAUACUUUUUAUCAAACGACUAUAAAUCGUUUUGUUAAAUCGAUGGCUAAUGUUCUUGUUGAAAGUGGCAAACGAAGUCAACGACCUUCUUUUGUAAACAAAAUGAUGGUCAAAAGUACACGCCGUUAUCAUAAAGAUACUGCAUAUCUUCAUCAACUGUGUGAUGAUAUUGUCAAAGAACGACGAAAACAUCCAAAUGAUGUCAAUGACCUACUCAAUCGAAUGAUCAAUGGCAAAGAUCCUGACACUGGCUAUCAGCUAUCUGAUGAAAAUAUUCGCUAUCAGAUUAUCACUUUCUUGGUUGCCGGACAUGAAACAACAUCUGGACUACUCUCAUUUACUCUCUAUUAUCUUCUGAAAAAUCCUCAUGUCUUACAAAAGGCACAAGCAGAAAUCGAUCAAUUCAGUGAAAUUACAAUUGAUGUAUUAGGUCAACUGAAAUACAUCGAUGCGAUACUGAAAGAGACACUUCGCUUACAGCCCACGGCACCUGGAUUUAAUGUCGCAUCUAAGGUGGGCGAUAUUAUACUUCCUGGCGGUUAUGAAGUCCAUAAGAAUGAUACGAUAUCCAUUCUUUUACCACAGCUGCAUCGUGAUCCGAAAGUUUGGGAUCAACCUGAAGAAUUUCGACCUGAGCGCAUGUUAAAUGGUGGAUUUGAGAAACUUCCACCCAACUCAUGGAAACCAUUUGGUAACGGUCAACGUGCUUGUAUUGGUCGACCUUUCGCAUGGCAAGAAAGUCUUCUCGCUCUCGCACUCAUUCUCAAACAUUUUCAUCUCGAAUUCGUCGAUCCUGCUUACGAUCUUCGCAUCAAACAAACAUUAACUAUCAAACCCGAGGGUUUCAAAAUGCGCGUUCGACCCCGACAACAGAUCGGAUUCGCACUCCACUCAUCAUCAACAACAACAACAACAACAAAGAAAUCAGAGAAAGCGCCAGAAACAAAAUCAAAUCGAGAAGAUCUCCGACCAAUGUGUGUUCUCUUUGGUAGUAAUUCUGGCUCUUGUCAAUCCUUUGCAGAAACACUGGCAUCCGAAGCAUCUCUCUAUGGUUACAAUGCAAGUGUGUCCACUCUCGACUCUGCUGUUGGACAUCUUCCCACCGAUCGACCUGUUAUCAUUAUCACUGCUUCAUAUGAAGGACAACCCUGUGAAAAUGCCAAACAAUUCGUUGCAUAUCUCGAAACCAAACCCGAUUUACCCAUCAAUUAUGCCGUUUUUGGAGCUGGUCAUCGUGACUGGGUGGACACAUAUCACAAGAUUCCAGCUCAUAUCGAUCAGAUGAUUGCAAGUACUGGUGGCACACGAAUCAUCGAUCGAGGUGCGGGUGAUGCUGCAGGUGACUUCUUCGGUGCAUUUGAAUGCUGGAAAGAAGAUCUCUUUCGAACAUUAUUGCAAAAACAUACCGACAAUCGUAAUGUCAUCAGUGAUGAAAAGCUUUCCAUCGAAAUUGUGAAUACGAAGAGAAAUCUGGGACAGAUGACCGACUUCGGCAUUGUGAUGAAAAACGAAUGUUUAGUCGAAGCGAAUGAAAUCGGACCGAUGAAACGACAUCUCGAGAUUCAACUGCCUACCGGACAAACUUAUCGAACUGGUGAUUAUCUCGCUGUUUUACCCACGAAUCCAAUCGAAGUCGUCUCUCGUGUUCUCAAACGAUUCAACCUGUCUAGUGACACUCAUGUGAAGAUUGCAUCAUCAACGAACACAUUCUUUCCAACUAACUAUCCCAUCAGUGCAUUCGACAUCUUGAGUGGUUAUGUCGAACUAGCUCAACCAAUCAGCAAACGACAGAUCGAAAUUCUUGCUGAUGUUUGUCACAAUGAGAAAGAACAAAUCACUCUUCGAAAUCUUGCUGGAGAUUCGUAUGAGAAAGAGAUUCUGGAGAAACGUGUCAGUGUGUUGGAUAUUCUCGAAUUGUAUCCAUCAUGUGAACUGUCUUUUGCACAAUAUCUUCGAAUGUUGCCUGCUCUUCGCAUUCGUCAGUACAGUAUUUCAUCUUCACCUCUGUGGAAUGCACAAGUUGUGACAUUGACCAUUGAUGUGAUCAACACUCCAUCGUUGAGUGGAGUUGGACAAUAUUUUGGUGUGGCAUCGAACUAUUUGGCGAAUCUGAAAGAAUCAGACAAGAUCAACUGUUGUAUUCGAGCGAGUAAUGUUCGAUUUCAUCCACCUGAAGAUACUCGAGUACCGAUCGUGAUGAUGGCAGCAGGAACAGGCAUUGCACCAUUUCGAGGAUUUAUCCAAGAGAGAGCAGCUCAGUUGGUAUGUGGAAGAGAAGUUGGACGAGCAGUUCUGUACUAUGGUUGUCGAACAAGAGAGGAUUUCUUGUAUGCUGAUGAGUUGGAGAAAUGGGCAAAAGUGGGUGCAGUUGAAGUGAGAAGUGUUUUCUCUCGUGAGAUAAUCGAUGGAAAGAAAUAUGUUCAAGAUCUGGUUUGGGAAGAUCGAAAAGAAAUCGCGAAGUUGUAUGAUGAUGGAGCAAGGUUUUAUACAUGUGGUAGUGCAAGAAAGUUGGGUGCUUCAGUGAAAACAUGUUUUGUGAAGAUCAUUGAAGAAAUGAAACAAUGUGAUGAACAGGCAGCAGGAAAAAUAUUAGAGAAUAUGUCAUUGGAUCGGUAUAGUGUUGAUGUUUUUGCAUAA